AUGCUCAACAAGCUGUCCGGACAGCCAGAGAGCUACGAAAAGAAGUACAGCCUUAUCCUAGCCCUCUUGCCCUGCACAUACGGAAUUGUUCGCGAGGCGGAUGCCACCGACGGACAGAAGGUUGCGAUCAAGAUAAUCCUCAAGAAAAAUGUCCGUGGCAAUGAGAACAUGGUCUACGAUGAGCUUGAGAUGCUGCAAUCCCUCCAACAUCCCCACAUUGUCUCGUUCGUCGACUGGUUCGAAUCUAAGGACAAAUUCUAUAUCGUCACACAGCUAGCCACCGGUGGCGAGUUGUUCGACCGGAUCUGCGACUAUGGAAAGUUCACUGAGAAGGAUGCGUCGCAGACCAUCCGCCAGGUGCUUGAUGCCGUCAACUAUCUACACAAGCGCAACAUCGUUCACCGAGACUUGAAACCCGAGAACCUCCUCUACCUCACCCGCGCUGCCGACUCUCAAUUGGUUUUGGCAGAUUUCGGUAUCGCGAAGAUGCUGCACGACCCCUCUGAGGUACUGACCAGCAUGGCCGGCUCCUUUGGAUAUGCUGCUCCCGAGGUCAUGCUCAAGCAGGGCCACGGCAAGGCUGUCGAUAUGUGGUCGCUCGGUGUCAUCACCUACACCCUGCUGUGUGGCUACUCGCCCUUCCGAGCCGAGAACCUGACCGAUCUCAUCGAAGAAUGCCGCACAGGCCGUAUCAUCUUCCACGAGCGAUACUGGCGUGAUGUGUCCCAGGACGCAAAAGAUUUCAUUCUCUCUCUUUUGAAUGCGGACCCCAGCAAACGAGUUACCUCCGAGGAAGCCCUGAAGCACGAAUGGCUGACUGGAAAGACUGCGAGCGACCGCGACUUGCUGCCCGAAAUCCGCACCUACAUUGCACGUGCCCGUCUCCGCCGCGGAAUCGAGAUCGUCAAGCUCGCCAACCGUAUCGAGUCACUCAAGAUGCACGAGGAUGAGGACGGAGAGGAUAUCCCCAGCCCCAUGGACAUGGGCGCCCAAACCGAAGAGUCAAGUGUGGCUGAACCACCAGUGUCAGACGGUGAUGCCAGUUCUGCCAGCCCUACCAGCCCUGCCAGCCCUGGUCAUGCAAAGAAGAAGAGUCUGGCAAGCGCUGCUCGUGGUGCUAUUUUCCGUGAAGUUGUUCUGGCUAAGGUUCGCGAGCAGAAGGAGGCUGAGGAGCGGGAGAAGGUUGAACGUGAAGCUCGCGAAAAGGCUGGUUCUUCUUAA
Molecule: messenger RNA, 1221 nt
Organism: Penicillium griseofulvum
Lineage: Eukaryota; Fungi; Ascomycota; Eurotiomycetes; Eurotiales; Aspergillaceae
Product: serine/threonine-protein kinase
Exons: 4
Coding region: 1-1221 (406 amino acids)
Biological process (GO): protein phosphorylation; cellular response to oxidative stress
Molecular function (GO): calcium/calmodulin-dependent protein kinase activity; ATP binding
Source: RefSeq, a predicted model, not a curated record